UACAAGUAACCGGUUAUUGAGUCGCUUUCCAAAACAAAAAACCUAUACACAUAUAGGCAGUUGGUCAUCCAAGGCCAAAACCAGCAAUAUCAUUUUGUAGUCUCAGUUCAGUGUGUUUUAGGAGCUAACCAGAUUGGCUUCACCCUUCUCUAUUUGAUCACUUGGUUUGGGACUUGAACUCUCUCCAGAAUUUGGUUCUUUUCCAUUGUGUUGUGUUUUCAAGAUGGGAGACGUAGCUAAGGACCUAAUUUCUGGAACUGUUGGAGGAGCAUCACAGUUGAUAGUUGGGCACCCUUUUGAUACCAUCAAGGUUAAGCUUCAAAGCCAGUCUGCUCCACUCCCUGGGCAGCCACCGAAAUAUGCUGGUGCUAUGGAUGCUGUCAGGCAGACAGUAGCCGCUGAAGGUCCAAGGGGAUUGUAUAAGGGUAUGGGGGCUCCACUGGCUACUGUUGCAGGCCUUAAUGCCGUCCUCUUUAUGGUGAGAGGGCAAAUGGAGGCAUUGUUGAGAUCAGAGUCUGGUGCCUCCCUCACAGUUAACCAACAGAUAGUAGCAGGGGCUGGGGCUGGAGUUGCUGUUUCAUUCUUAGCUUGCCCCACUGAGUUGAUCAAAUGCAGAUUACAGGCCCAGAGUGCAUUGGCACAUUCUGGCUCAGCUAGUGUGGCAGUGAAGUAUGGAGGGCCAAUGGAUGUAGCUAGGCAUGUUCUCAGAUCAGAGGGUGGCGUAAGGGGGCUCUUCAAGGGAUUGGUUCCCACCUUGGCUCGCGAGGUUCCAGGAAAUGCUGCUAUGUUUGGUGUGUAUGAAGCACUGAAGCAGUACAUGGCUGAAGGACCAGACACUAGUAAAUUAGGAAGAGGGUCUUUGAUCGUGGCAGGAGGCUUGGCCGGAGCUUCAUUCUGGAUCUUUGUUUACCCAGUUGAUGUCAUCAAGAGUGUGGUCCAGGUGGAUGACUAUAGAAACCCCAAGUACACUGGCUCCAUGAAUGCAUUUAAUAGGAUAUUAGCCUCAGAAGGGGUGAAAGGCCUAUUCAAAGGGUUCGGCCCUGCCAUGGCACGAAGCAUUCCCGCGAACGCAGCAUGUUUCUUGGCAUUUGAAGUGGCGAGGUCUGCUUUGGGCUAAAUCAAUUGCUGUUGCACUCUGAUUCCGAUUAAAAGUUUACUGUUGUUUUUAUUGAAGCCAUUUUAUGUCUGGAUUAAUCAUGAUGUUCGAUUGAAGUUUUGGCACUAUGAUGACAGCGACGACAGGAUCUCCAUUCUUCAAGAUUGCUGUAACUUCCAUUUGAUUGUAUGUACGGAAGAAAAACAUUUUUGUUUCAUCAAACGCCCAUAUUUCUGUUUUUCAUCAA
This is a messenger RNA of Gossypium raimondii (Peruvian cotton), 1343 nucleotides long. Its product is annotated as mitochondrial carnitine/acylcarnitine carrier-like protein. Gene Ontology annotation, biological process: mitochondrial L-ornithine transmembrane transport. The transcript has 4 exons. Gene Ontology annotation, molecular function: L-ornithine transmembrane transporter activity. The record is from RefSeq and is a predicted model, not a curated record. Bases 224 to 1117 code for a protein of 297 amino acids. Lineage: Eukaryota; Viridiplantae; Streptophyta; Magnoliopsida; Malvales; Malvaceae.